This is a messenger RNA of Rhipicephalus microplus (southern cattle tick), 1282 nucleotides long. Its product is annotated as high mobility group protein 20A. Gene Ontology annotation, biological process: regulation of gene expression. Lineage: Eukaryota; Metazoa; Arthropoda; Arachnida; Ixodida; Ixodidae. Gene Ontology annotation, cellular component: nucleus. The record is from RefSeq and is a predicted model, not a curated record.
GCUCAUCCAAGCCAAGACGGAGCAGAUGCCAAGCGCUGCGGCAGACAAAAAAAAGUCUGCAUUGUUUGGCGUCUUCUUAAAUGUGCGCUAUUUAACUGACAAUGGAAAAAUCGGAAGGCCUUGAAGCAAAGAGCGAAGAGCCAGCAGUUGUGGGAUGUUCAGGUAAUGAUAACGGUGCCUCCACAACGACUGAUCCUGCUGAGCCAAGCGACCCAAAGAAGAAGCCCAAAUGGACCAAAGGUAAACGGAGAAAGAGGGCACGUGAUGUCAACGCUCCGGAACGACCGCUGACGGGCUACGUCCGUUUCCUGAACGAUCGGCGAGAGGCCGUUCGAGCUGCGAACCCUACAGCCAACUUUCCAGAUGUCACAAAGCUCCUGGCCAUUGAGUGGAGCAAGCUUAGUCCCCAGGAGAAACAGAAAUAUUUGGACGAAGCUGAGAAAGACCGUGAGCGUUACACAAAGGAGCUGGAGCAGUACCAGCAGACAGAGGCAUACAGAAUGUUCACAAAGAAGCAGCAUGAGAAAAAAGCAAAAGGUGAUGAUGCCAGUGCAGCAGCCACUACGAAUGGCACAGCAGCUGAUGCAGUAACUGAAGACAGCAAGAAAGAUGAACUACCUGGCUACAACAUUCCCAUUUUCACAGAGGAGUUCCUCGACUACAACAAGGGAUGUGAGGCAGAGCUUCGACAGCUGCGCAAGUCCAACACAGAGUACGAGGAACAGAAUGCCAUCCUUGGCAAACACAUUGACACCAUGAAGGCAGCGAUCGAAAAACUCGAAGUGGAGACAGUCCAGCAGAAGAACAACAACCUUGCUCUACAGCAGCACUUGGCCGCGUUACGCACAAAACUUGCCGCGAGUUUCUCGAGCCUUCCAUUGCCUGGAACAAAUGAAACUGCCACAUUGGAGAACAUAGACAGCUAUAUGGCUGUACUUCAUAGCAUCAUCUUGGACCGACCACAGGAACAUGAAGCAUUGAUUGCUUCUGUUCGUGAGAUAGCUAAUCGCUUGGAGUACCAAGGAUGAAGACAGCCUGCUAAUAUGUUAACGCAAGACAAAUAUAUGCAUUUGCAUGCUGUACAUAACAUUCAAUUCCUUAGAAAAUAACUUACUGAUCAAGUACAUUUUCAUGAUCAACUUUUACGUAUGCUUUUCAUAUAAUGUUGAACAGACUACUUGUAGUUUGCUGGUGCAAAUGAAUUUGUAGCGUUUGCAUGCUGUGCAUAGCUCAUGCUUAUGUGAUGACCUGAUGAAAUAAAUAAAUACAUUCUCAUAACCUG